AUGAUCUAUCUGCUCCCAAGGGACUUCCUAAGCCAUAGAGCCCAGUCUAUCAGGCUAUAUACCCUGGCUUUUGAUAACUUCGACUUCAUGCCCUUGGAGUUGUUGGCUCCUUCACAACCCGUUGUCAGCGCGGCAGUCAACCGGAUCUCAGACAGACAGAAUAUUGCCAGCAGCUACUUAGUUACCUACUUAGUAGAAGGUAGCUUGGUAUCAACUGCCGGCGCCGGCGCGCCUGUCCGCCCACUUUUCUUUGACGUUUGCAACCGACUACCUUAUUCACUGGGACUCCCUCGAUUCCGCCCGAUCAGUGGUUGCGUUUCCGUUCCAUACCUACAGCGCCUCUCCCCUAUCAGUCCUACUACUGCUGCUACUAUUACUGCUGCUACUAUUACUGCUGCUACUGCUACCUACCCCAUCCAUCAUCCCGAAACGAGAUUUCUUUACUUUGCCAUUGCACCCGCAACAUUCCUUCCCACGCCGGGCUCUCAUGGCCCCCAAAGAGGACAUGUUGCCGCCUGGCUGGGAGGAUCUAGACAGGACGUUACCUUACUCGCCCUCGUCGGUUUAAUCCUGUCAUCCAUCCCAUCCAUCCACCCUUCUCCCUCUUUAUUCCGCUUCCCUCUCUCAACCUUCAUAACUUUGAAAAAGCACCCCCUCCCCUCAUCAUUGCCUUUCUAUCCAUCGAUCAUGGCUGACGCUGCCGAGGAUGCAACGCGACUGGUCCUGGAACUCCAGACAAUUGCCCGGGAUGCUGGCCAUCCGGUACCACUCCUCAUCGCUCUCGAUCAAGAGAAUGGGGGCGUGAAUAGUCUUUAUGACGAGAUAUACAUCCGACAGUAUCCUAGCGCCAUGGGGAUCGCCGCUACGGGUUCGAAAACUCUGGCCCACGAAGUCGCAACGGCCACUGCACAAGAGCUUAAGGCUGUCGGGGUCAACUGGAUCCUCGGCCCAGUUCUAGACGUACUCACAAACGUACGGUCCCAGCCUCUAGGCGUCCGCACCACCGGUGACGACCCGCAAGAGGUGUCGCAAUACGGUGUGGAAUUCAUGAAGGGCUACCAGAAAGCAGGUUUGGUCACCUGUGGCAAGCAUUUUCCUUCAUAUGGUAACUUGGAAUUUCUCGGGUCUCAGACCGAUGUCCCAAUCAUCACGGAGUCACUGGAACAGCUCAGUCUCACCGCGUUGGUGCCUUUCCGCAACGCUAUUGUCCAGGGAUUGGACUCCAUGAUGGUCGGGGGCGUUUCAAUGUCCUCCGCCGGAGUCAACGUUAUGCAUGCCUGCCUGAGUGAGCAAGUCGUCGAUGAUCUGCUACGGAAGGACCUCAAGUUCGAAGGCGUUGUCGUUUCGGAGUGUCUGGAAAUGGAGGCCCUCACACACAACAUUGGCGUUGGCGGAGGAACAGUGAUGGCCAAAAAUGCGGGAUGUGAUAUUAUACUUCUCUGCAGGUCGUUCCAGGUGCAGCAAGAGGCCAUCAAUGGCCUAAAACUCGGCGUGGAGAACGGUAUUAUCGGGCGGGCCCGCAUAGAGCAAUCUUUACGCAGGGUUCUCAAACUGAAAGCCAAAUGCACCUCCUGGGAGCGGGCCCUCAACCCUCCCGGCAUCCCUUCGCUGACACAGAUGCAACCGUCCCAUACCAGUCUCUCCACCCGGGCAUACAAUAGCUCUAUCUCGGUUGUGCGGGACAAAAAGAACCUCCUUCCCCUAUCCAACAUUCUGGAAUCAAAUGAAGAGCUACUUCUGCUCACGCCGUUAGUGAAGCCGCUGCCUGCUUCAGCCGUAUCCCGCUCUGUAAGUGAGCACUCAAACAUGUCGCUCGAUCCUAUAUCGUGGGACCGGACGGCUUCCGUGUUAAGUGGCGAAAGCGUUUUCAAGGAGCUCGGGCGGUCCCUUUCGCGGCAGAGGAGUGGCCGUGUCUUGCAUACAUCCUACACGGCUAACGGCGUGCGUCCAAUCCAUGAAAAUCUCAUUGACCGGGCCAACGCAGUGAUCGUGGUCACUGCAGAUGCUAACAGGAAUCUAUACCAGCAUGGAUUUACUAAACAUGUUUCCAUGAUCUGUAGAUCACAGUUUACCCCAUCUGGUGAAGCGCGCGAGAAACCUCUUAUUGUUGUCGCUGCCAGUUCUCCAUACGACUUCGCCAUGGAUCCGUCUAUUGGAACCUAUAUUUGCACUUACGAUUUCACCGAAACCGCACUGGAGGCCCUGGUUAAAGUGCUCUAUGGGGAGUUGAACCCCGUUGGCUCAUUACCUGGUUCUAUAAGCCGCAGUCAGAAGCUACACCAAGCAAGACAGCACUGGUUGGUAGAAACUUGGAAUGAGGAAAGGGAUGCUCGCUCUUUAGAUUCUCUCUUGGAUGCGGUUAGAGGAGAUUGUGCCCAGGGACAACGUUCCGAAUUGUUGGGAGUAACGUCGAGCAGCUUCCUGCUUCGGCGGGAAGAGAUUGACGAAGCGCAUUUCGUCGUUCGAAACAGCAGCACUCAAGCUUUGUACGGUUUUUGUUCCACGUACUUCUUUCGCUCUACGGGGACUGGCGUUAUUGGUUCCUUAAUCGUCCAUCCUGCACGACGAAAGUUGUCGAUUGGAAAUUCACUCCACAGCCGCGCCAUCCGAACCCUUCUUCAGCGAAAAGGAGUGAAAAGAUUCCAGCUCGGCUCACGACUUCCGGGGAUUUAUCUUGGCAUCCCAUCGGCGAACCCAGUAGAGCGUAAAAGGCUGCGGCAAUGGUUUGCGAACCUGGGCUGGAAUACGGCACUUUCGCGGCCCGUUUGCAGUGUGGUGCUCCGCAACCUAACCACUUGGACGCCACCCGACGGGCUGAUCUUUGGCCUUCAAAAUGCAGACGUGACCUAUGACCUCGUCCAUGGCUGGGAUCACGCGGAUUCAAUCCUUGAUCAUAUCAAGACGAACUCCAGGCAAGGUGUGAUAGACAUCUACCGGGUAGCUCUAGGAGGGGCUCCACAUUGUGGCAUCAUUCGGGCCACACGGCCUGGCGAUGGGGCUAUUCUGGGAAGCGUAGUCAUAUACAACGGACGGGCGACCUUGGCAGAACACAUGCCCGCGCUGAAGUCUACCCAAGUCCCGGCGGGGGGCAUCUCAUCCCCCGUCAUUUCGCCUUCGGUGGGCGAGUACGCCACAGUCAUGCAGGGGUUGGUCUUGCUGGGCAUCAAACAGAUUCGCAAACAAGGCGCCGAGGCUGUGAUCAUGGACAGUGUUGAUGUUGAUGGUAAUUUCGAGUGCUUGUCAGGACUGGGCUUUAGCACUCUGCACAGCUUCGAAGAGGUCAAUUGCGAUGCAGCAACAUGGACUAUGGUGCCUGGACCUUGA
Aspergillus niger is the source of this 3324-nucleotide messenger RNA. RefSeq lists its product as uncharacterized. NCBI's taxonomy places the organism in Eukaryota, Fungi, Ascomycota, Eurotiomycetes, Eurotiales, Aspergillaceae. The transcript has 5 exons. Bases 1 to 3324 code for a protein of 1107 amino acids. The record is from RefSeq and is a predicted model, not a curated record. Gene Ontology annotation, molecular function: hydrolase activity, hydrolyzing O-glycosyl compounds; acyltransferase activity, transferring groups other than amino-acyl groups. Gene Ontology annotation, biological process: peptidoglycan turnover; carbohydrate metabolic process.